CUUUUAACAGAUUGAGAGAGCUAGUGUUGCUUUUGCUAGACUAAAGGUUACAGAGAUAUGGAUGGAAAUGCUUCUGAUGGUGACUAUGGCGAUAUUGAUUGGGAUACUGAAGAUGAACUUGAAAUUCAGGGGGGCAUCGUCCCAUCAUCUUGUGCAAAUGUUGUAGCUCCAAAUGCUGAAGCAGUUGUUACUAAUGGGGAGGCGAGUUCAUCAGCAGGUCCUUUAAAUUCCAAGUUGGUUCAGGAUCUCUUAGGGAUGGGAUUCUCUGAACAAAUGAUCGCAAAAGCAAUCAAAGAGAAUGAGGAGACCAAUACAGAAUUAAUAGUCGAAUCUCUACUUACAUAUAAGGCUCUUGAAGAGUCUCCCGAUGAACUCAACUCAGUUCCUCAGCAACAACAUUCUAUAGAUAAUGGUGUUGGUCAGUUGUCUUCCGACUAUGAUGACAACUUUCUUGAUGAUCUUUCCGAGCCUCUCAGUGGGUCUGAUAGCGAAAUCGAUGAAAUUACCAGUUCCUUACCUAAAUAUGAUAAGAUCUUACUAUCCUUAGCAAAUAUGGGGUAUUCUAUAGAAGAGGCUUCAGCAGCUAUGGAUAGAUGUCCAGAAGCCUCAAUAUUAGAACUGACUGAUUUUAUUCGUGCUGCUCAAAUGGCAAAGGCAGACGACAUAUUUUUUGAGGAAGAGAAACCCAAACUAUCACUUAACGAGGGGCUUAAAAAACGGAAGUUAUACGAGCUAGCGAUGCGGAAAACAAAGAAGCGCAAGGGUAUGCUAACCGAAGAAGACGAAGUGAUUCGUCUUCCAAACCCAAUGAUCGGGUUUGGAACCCCAACCCAUAGUCUUGUGGUAACUCAUAGAAUGCUUCCCGAUGAAGCCAUUGGGCCACCUUUCUUCUACUACGAGAACGUCGCCUUAGCUCCAAAGGGUGUAUGGGAUACAAUUUCUCGUUUCCUAUAUGAUGUUGAACCUGAGUUUGUUGAUUCGAAAUAUUUUUGCGCUGCUGCAAGGAAAAGAGGAUAUAUUCACAAUCUUCCAAUCAAUAACAGAUUUCCGCUUCUUCCUCUUCCUCCUCGCACUAUAAAUGAUGCACUACCAUUAACAAAAAGGUGGUGGCCACAAUGGGAUAAGCGGACAAAGCUUAACUGCUUGCAAACGGGUAUUGGCAGUGCCAAAUUGACAGAUGGGAUCCGCAAGGCUCUAGAAAAGUGUAGAGAUGAUCAUGAACCACCUCUUGAUGUGCAGAAGUGUGUUAUCGAGCAAUGCCGAAGGUGGAAUCUAGUAUGGGUUGGGAAGAACAAGUUGGCGCCAUUAGAGCCAGAUGAAGUGGAAAUGUUGUUGGGAUUUCCGAGAAACCAUACAAGAGGAGGAGGUAUUAGUCGGACAGACAGAUACAAAUCCUUAGGGAACUCAUUUCAGGUCGAUACCGUGGCAUAUCAUCUUUCUGUACUCAAGGAUAUAUUCCCAAAUGGUCUUAACAUGUUGUCACUCUUCUCUGGCAUUGGUGGGGCUGAAGUUGCUCUUCAUAGACUCGGUAUUCCUCUCAAAAAUGUUGUGUCGGUUGAAAUCUCUGAAGUUAAUCGCGACAUAGUUAGAAGUUGGUGGGAACAAACCAACCAAAAGGGCAACCUAAUUCACUUAGCCGAUGUUCAACAGUUGAAUGGUGACCUGCUUGAACAAUUCAUGAGUUCGUUUGGUGGGUUUGACCUUGUUGUUGGUGGCAGUCCCUGCAAUAAUCUUGCAGGAAGUAAUAGGGUAAGCAGAGAUGGACUCCAAGGUGAACAUUCUUCACUCUUUUAUCAAUACCCUCGUAUCCUAAACUUAGUCAAGUUUAUUAUGAAGGGACAACAGUAGCCGUGCUUGACGUUUAUAAGUAUAUAUCUAAUCAAUGUUGUUUUAGUUACCCUCGUAUCCUAAACUUAGUCAAAUGUAUAAUAAGGGACAACAAUAGUUAGUUGGCUGUGCUUGACGCUUAUAUCUAUUCAAUAUAAUGUUGUUUUCAAUUUA
This is a messenger RNA of Erigeron canadensis, 2001 nucleotides long. RefSeq names its product DNA (cytosine-5)-methyltransferase DRM2-like. Gene Ontology annotation, molecular function: DNA (cytosine-5-)-methyltransferase activity; protein binding. The record is from RefSeq and is a predicted model, not a curated record. NCBI's taxonomy places the organism in Eukaryota, Viridiplantae, Streptophyta, Magnoliopsida, Asterales, Asteraceae. The coding region runs from base 58 to 1848 and encodes 596 amino acids. The transcript is spliced from 9 exons. Gene Ontology annotation, cellular component: nucleus.